AUGGGCAGCAAACCUGGACAGGAGAGAGCUGUGUGUGAUUUCACCCGGUCACUCGCCUGCUCAUUUAUUCACCCUGCGUGCAGCAGUAUCGCCUACAUCCUCUACUACAUCCUUUCCUACACCCUCACCAACACCCUCUACUACAUCCUUUCCUACACCCUCUCCUACACCCUCACCUACAUCCUUUCCUACACCCUCACCUACACCCUUUACUACAUCCUCUCCAACACCUUCUCCUACAUCCUCUACUAUAUCCUCUCCUACACCCUCUCCUACAUCCUCUCCUACACCCUCGCCUACACCCUCACCUGCACCCUCUCCUACACCCGCUCCUACAUCCUCUCCUACACCCUCGCCUACAUCCUCUACUACAUCCUCUCCUACACCUUCUCCUAUAACCUCACCUACAUCCUCUUCUACACCCUCUCCUACACCCUCACCUACACCCUCUCUUACACCCUCUCCUACAUCCUCUCCUACACCCUCACCUACGACCUCUCCUACAAAAUCAACUACACCCUCACCUACACCCCCUCCUACAUCCUCACUUACAUCCUCACUACAUCCUCACCUACACCCUCACCUACACCCUCUCCUACAUCCUCACUUACAUCCUCACCUACAUCCUCACCUACAUCCUCUCCUACACUCCCACCUACACCCUCUCCUACAUCCUCACUUACAUCCUCACCUACAUCCUCUCCUACAUCCUCAUCUACACCCUCUCCUACAUCUUCACCUACAUCCUCACCUACACUCUCUCCUACAGCCUCAUCUUCAUCCUCACCUACAUCCUCACCUACAUCCUCACACACACCCUUUCCUACAUCCUCUCUAAUAUUUUUGCAAAACCUUCUGCUAACUGUUAUAUCCCAUAGUACUGGUGAAUUCCGGACUGUGAUUGGUCAGAUGGUGUUGAUUAAUGUUCUAUAACAGCAGCUCUGACAAUAGUGCAGCUUCAAAUCACAGGUUUAACGCGCUUGUUCUAAUACCUUUUCGUUUCUAUAAUAACAGCUCAUUCUGAUAAUUCUUGUGUUAUCUACUAGCUAAAUGAGUAUAAUUUGAUUUAUGA
Ictalurus furcatus (blue catfish) is the source of this 1072-nucleotide messenger RNA. RefSeq names its product spore germination protein 270-11-like. Bases 1 to 933 code for a protein of 310 amino acids. The transcript is spliced from 2 exons. The record is from RefSeq and is a predicted model, not a curated record. NCBI's taxonomy places the organism in Eukaryota, Metazoa, Chordata, Actinopteri, Siluriformes, Ictaluridae.